Molecule: messenger RNA, 4188 nt
Organism: Anopheles stephensi (Asian malaria mosquito)
Lineage: Eukaryota; Metazoa; Arthropoda; Insecta; Diptera; Culicidae
Exons: 4
Coding region: 1591-3825 (744 amino acids)
Source: RefSeq, a predicted model, not a curated record
UCGUUAGAGAACUUUUCUCGAACACACGAGUUCCACAAUAGGUAUCGGAAAGUCCAUGCCGUCCAUUCGCUCUCGCGCGUUUGUGAGAAAGCGCCCGCGAAAAAAAUAAAUAACCAAAACAACCCGCGCACGCCGAUUGCUCCCGGGGACCGUUGUUUGUCCCCUCCGGUUUGACACCGGCAGACAGGACGUAAUUUCCCACAAACGAGAUGCGUCGCCUUUGGGCGCCCCUCAAACACACCGAGAUGAGCGAGCAUAUCCUAAUGACCUGCUGCGAAAACACAUCCAAAAGUUCAUCGAUGCGUGUGAACACAGGUUUUUGGUUUACAGGCGGUUGGCUUUAUGCAACCGACACCAGACACCGGACGGUGCGAUGGCUACACUAACACGACGACGAAGGUGUGCGCCCAACUGGUGUGUGUGGUGCGAAAACCGAAAACUCAGCCUGCCGAAAAUCUUAGAAACAUAGAAACCCUCAAGAAAUGGAUGAAGACAAGGGACCUAAUUUUAAAACCCGUUUUUGUUUGCUGGUUGGAGAAGAACCGACCGAUUUGGGUGGGGAUAUUGGUUAAUGAACAACGGCCAGACAGCGCGAAUGCACUUUACGCAGACUCUUGUCUUAUGAAAUCUCAAAUUAGCAUGCUUGCAGCUAAGCGCGCGAACACUACUUACUUGCCUCAGUUAAGGAGGCUCUGAUGGAUUUUUUCUGCGAACGACGAUCGUGCGUAAACAGCAAAAAUGGAUUGCUUGGAUUAUUGGUGAGUUUCCUUAUUUACAUGGCACUUAGGUAAGGGAAGAGAGGGAGAGAGAGAGAGAGAGAGAGAGAGAGAGAGAGAGAGAGAGGGAGAGGUAGAAAGGAGAAGGAGAAGAUGGGAGAGGGUCGGUCAAAAAUCUCGUCACUGAGUCACCGUCAAUGUUUGACCAUGAAAUUACCGGUUCUUUACCACCGGGUUGAGGUCAGCUGAGAAGAGCUUCCAGACGUGAACCGGAGUUUACAGUAGCUGACCGAUUUUACCACCACGUGGAUGUUAUGUUGAGAUUUUUUUUUUUAAUUUUAAAUUUUAUAUGUUCACUUUCAUGAAAAAUUAACCUCAUUCUUCAUCUGCGUCCUAGCUAAAGAUAAACUACCUAUCAAAAAACGCUUCAGAUGUCUGUUUAACGAGGUGGAACGCCUGUUGUGCCCCUGUGUUGAAAACGCGACCAAUCAUUCAAUCGAUACGUACGGCUCAGUUUUUGCGACCAAUUUUCACGCUUGAGCACAGCGAGAGGGGGAGAGCAGCAACAGCUGUUGUAACUUUAUUACCUGUGGCCAAAUGACAACCCCGAAACCGAUUUAAGUAACGCCAUUACGAAACGCAGUACCGAACCGAGUUGGCGAAUUAUUUCGACUGCUUUGUUACCGCCCCCAGAGUCCAAUCCAGGGAUUUCCAAACUUUUUUGUACCAGGGACGCAGAAUUUCCGGAUGACACAUCAAAAACAGACUUCGACGAGCAUUUAAACUCGGAUAAACGAAGAAUUUUAAUUGGAUGCCCCUUGCCUGUAGCCUAAGAAACGAUAGAAUAAUGAAGUUGUAAUUCAUCCAUCCACAGAUGUCGUUUGGUCCACGGAAACCAACAGUGCCGGCUCGGCCGACCCGUCCUAGCGCGGUGAAAAAACCCAUCAGCAAACCAACCUCCACUCGUGUAAAUGCUCCCAAACCUCAGCAGCACCCGAAGGGCCCAACGGUGACGUCCACGGCCAGCGCUCCGAAGAAAGUGACACCUGUUGCACCAAAGCCCAGCGUUCCGAAACCGCCCACACCUGAACCAGUCUACGAUUACGAGUCAGAUUUCGAAUCUGACGAAAGCCAUCCGGCCAGUGAGCGUUCCACGGCUAGUUCGGAAAGCAGUGCUGACAACACCGAGUCCAACAAUUCUUCCUCCGAAGGUGGUGACGAUGAGGACGAGGAUGAAGCGGAUGAGAACAGAAUUUCAAAUACAGCACAGGAAGCUGACCCAAUCGCUACGCUCGUAGCACCUCAGGCUGAAGGGAAGACUCUAAGCACGGUACCGAAACAUGGUCGAAGUGUGGAUAUUCUUAGUAAAAUAUCGCUCAACGACAUUACGGUGCAGCUGUACCAAUUUGAUCCGGAAGAGUAUGCGGAACUGAGAACGAACUAUGGCAUCACCACUGCCGUUGCGUACGGGAAGCAUACGCAAACUGACUCCUCGCUAGUGUCAACAGCUUCACAAACUUCGUGGAUAGCUGUCCGCGAACGUUCAACCUGCAUGCAUGAAGGUUUCCGCAGUGCCCUAACGAUCGAACAGGACGAGGACGAGAGUGGCGGAGCGAAUGGUCAUGAUGAGGAUGAUGAGGAUGAUGCUGUGCAGAAUUACAGCAGCUUGCAAAAUAUAGAAAAAAUGUUUUCCACACUGAACGGGGCACUGGAGCGACAGUUCUCCAAUAUGUCCUCCGCAAGACUUAUCCUACCACGGAAGAAGCGACCGCACAGUAAUCAACACGGUAUUCUACAAUUUCUACGUAGAGCAGCACCUGCAAUGGAAACAUUGUUGGAGUCGAAACGAUUUAGAUUGGAGCCAGCACAUGGUACGGAGGAACAGUCAAAGGUGAAGCCUCUAAGGGAACAUUCGCCGGAAGCUGUACGUUCAUUCGAUGCCGGUAAAAUGUGUCCCGAGUUUGAGAUAAAGCUGGUGCAGGCUAAUGGCUCGGGUGCGAUGGAACAGGCGGACAGCUUUGUGCUAGAGUUUUGGGCACGUGGUACCUACUCGAGGCCAAUGUAUCGCUUCUCUUCGUGGUGUACGAUCGCUUGCAUUGACUACGAGUAUCGGAAGCAUAUGAUGGUGUUUGGAGGAACUGGUGACGGAACCCUCCAGAUGUGGCUGGGCGAUGCAGGACGCAGUCAUAACGAGGUUGUGCCACCUCAUCAAAUUUUAGCUCCGAAACUGCACCAAAACCACAAACUAGUCUGCUGGGAAAUGGUGGCAAUCAAAGUGCUCCCGGUGCCAGUUACUCGGGACAGUAGUGUGGAGAUCGGAAACGAAAAUGCAUUCAAUCAGGUGUUUGGGCUAUUCUCCAUCGGAGUCAUCAUCGUAUGGAACGUGCAGACACAAAGCAAUGGGAAUGCCGGUACAGAUCAUGUACUAAGUGCGAAAUUAGGACCGCCGGAAGUUUCAUUGGUGCAAUCCAAGGUGAUAGACUUGAGCAAUCGCAUCGGCAGACGGUUACCGUACGAUGCGUUACGCACCUAUGCGAAUCUCCUUCUGCACGAUCAUCAUCAGAUGGUACUAUCGACCCAUCAGUCAGUAAUACGGUUGAGUCACUUCGUUCAAUCGGAGUUUGAUCCUGUGCUAGUGAUCAAGCCGGAUGAUUCUCAUUCCAUAACCAACCUGAAGCGAAUGAUUCAAGCAAACGAUACACUGUUCGUGCUGUACUCGAAUAAAACGGUUCGCGUGCUUAAGCUUUGCACCGAACCGGGUGGCAGGGAAUCGGCACAACAUCGCCAUCGCAAGCAAGAUGAUCAUCCGCACCUAAUGUUGAGCGUUUGCACCAACAAAUCCUGCACCAUUCAAAGCAUUGUGCACGAUGAGGCAAAGCGGUACGGAAGCUCCAACGGUGCGGGAGAGGGUCGGGCCGAUGGUGGCAAGAUCGUGCUGAAAAUAGUCGAUCCAGAGAAAGGAGAUGAUGGUGAGGUGGGUGCGAAGCCACGAUUUCACCACGGACAGCAGAUCCUAUUUUUUGAUCCACUGCACCCGCACGGUAUACUGAAGGAUGCGCAGCUGGGUGAUAGCAGCAUCGGUUCGUACCGCGAAAGGAAGGUAGUUUAGUUGCAGUGGUAGGAAUGGAGCAAUUUGGUAAGUAAUUAUUGUAUCACAAUUUUAUUUAUGAAUUAUAUUGGUUUGAGAAAUGUCGUGGAAUGUUGUGGGUCCAUGGCGGGCUUGGAAAGGGUAGAUAGGCAGUACAGGGUUUGCUAGAUGCAACACACAUCUGUUUACUGAAAGAAUUGAACGAAGUAAUGGAAGGGAAUAGUGUCUUGAGGGAAAAGAUAAACAUCGCAGGACUACAAGAACUAGAAACAGCCAUGGACAGAGAGAGGGAGAGAGGAAAAGAUUGAGGAUCACCAAAUAGCAAAGCAAUUAAGGGGUUAUUGAAGCCAUAUUUAGAAUAAUAAAUACUAUUCUCAUAUGUUA